Messenger RNA from Drosophila pseudoobscura, 7204 nucleotides. RefSeq names its product PDZ domain-containing guanine nucleotide exchange factor (gene PDZ-GEF). Lineage: Eukaryota; Metazoa; Arthropoda; Insecta; Diptera; Drosophilidae. The coding region runs from base 496 to 5352 and encodes 1618 amino acids. Gene Ontology annotation, biological process: Ras protein signal transduction; positive regulation of GTPase activity. Gene Ontology annotation, cellular component: apical plasma membrane; plasma membrane. The transcript is spliced from 8 exons. Gene Ontology annotation, molecular function: guanyl-nucleotide exchange factor activity; protein binding. The record is from RefSeq and is a predicted model, not a curated record.
UAGUGGGCUAAGACAGCCAGUCGCCACCGACGACGACGACGACGAGAGAGAGACGCUACCGAGAAUUUUUUUUCUAAAUUAAAAUUGCAUUUUCGAACCCUAUUUAAUAUCAUUUUAAGUGCAAUAUCGCCCAUAACCCACCAGCCAACGGGCUCCGAUCGGAAAAUCUAUAAAGAUCGAAGGCAUUUUCGGCCAAUAUUCGUGCGAACAAAUUCAGUGGAAAGCAUACAAAAAAAAUUCCAACAAUGCGCAGCACAAUACCAAUACACACACACGGUGGUGGUGCUGCUGCUGCCUGAAAUUUCUUUAUGCCAAAGAGUGUACGCAAAGGGCAGCGGGCAAAAGAGAAACAGCGGAGGAAGAAAAAAAGAGAAAUCUAAACGUUGGGUCUAGAGUCCACAUUCACAUAUCACAUAUCCGGCGGGAGGUGGUGGCAUGCCGUAGCAUCGUCUGCGGCCCGCAAUAGCAGCAGCAGCAGCAGAAGCAACGCGCCUCAUGGAUUCAUAUCAUCAUAUCAGACAUCAUUAUCCACCCACAAGCACCACAGCCACGUCGGGAGGGGGGGUUGUGGGCAGCACGGCCAUCAAUCGUCCGGAGUUGCAUCAAAAAUGCAACAGAGGAUCGCAUUCGAGUGACACUAGUUCUGCGUACAGCGGCAGCGAUACCAUGGCCUCAAACUAUGCCUCAUCGCUGGAGGCCGAAGAGAUCGAUCUCUCCGGCCUGGUGGAGUCCGUUGUGGACUCGGACGAGGAGGAUCUCGCAGAGAGUAUGGAUAGUCUAAAUGUGCGGGAUGCGGUGCGAGAUUGUUUGGAAAAGGAUCCCUCGGAGCGCAGCGAAGACGAUGUGGAGAUUCUGUUGGAGUUCACCCAAGGCCUGAAGGCCUUUACGAACAUCACCCUGGCCGUGCGGCGGGCCCUCUGCUCCGUGAUGGUCUUCGCUGUGGUGGACAAGGCCGGCACUGUGGUCAUGUCGGAUGGCGAGGAACUCGACUCGUGGUCGGUGCUGAUCAAUGGAGCGGUGGAGAUCGAACAUGCGAACGGAACACGCGAGGAGCUGCAGAUGGGCGACUCCUUCGGGAUCCUGCCGACGAUGGACAAGCUCUACCAUCGCGGAGUGAUGCGCACCAAGUGCGAUGACUGCCAAUUCGUGUGCAUCACACAGACGGACUAUUAUCGCAUCCAGCACCAGGGCGAGGAGAACACACGCCGCCACGAAGACGAGCAGGGACGGAUCGUAAUGGUCACGGAGCUGCGGUCCAUUGGCGGCAGUGGUGCAGAGGCUACCAGCGGAUCAAUGACAAGUGCGGCAGCCUCGCUGAACAUGAAACGUGGCCAUGUGGUCAUCCGUGGCACCCCCGAGCGACUGCUGCAGCAGCUCGUGGAGGAAAACUCGAUGACAGAUCCCACCUAUGUGGAGGAUUUCCUUCUCACGCACCGCAUUUUCAUCCACAACCAACAGGAGGUGACCGCCAAGCUGCUCCAUUGGUUCGACCUGGAGCAAAUGGACUCCCACAAGACGCAGGAGCUGCGGGAUCGCGUCACCCGCGUGGUCCUCCUUUGGGUGAACAAUCACUUUACGGACUUCGAGGCGGACCACGAGAUGAUGGAGUUCUUGGAGAUCUUCGAGGCUCUGCUGGAGCGCAAGAAGCUCCUCAGUCAGCUGCGACUCCUCCACAUUGCCUGUGCCGCCAAGGCACGGAUGAGGAGCUGCACGUUGACGCGCUCUUCCCGCGACGAGGCCCUCAAUUUCCAGAUCAUUGGCGGCUACGAGCUGAAGGGCGUGGCAGCGGCCACUGGGAAUGCCGCUGUUGGGAUCUACAUCUCGCACGUGGAGCCUGGCUCCAAGGCCCAGGACGUGGGCCUCAAGCGGGGCGAUCAGAUCCACGAAGUGAACGGCCAAUCCCUGGAUCAUGUGACCAGCAAGCGAGCCCACGAGAUCCUCACGGGCACCACGCACUUGAGCAUCAACGUGAAGAGCAAUCUGCUGGGCUUCAAGGAGAUCAUGCAGGCCCUCGAGCAUGGCGGCGGCAGUGCCUCGGGCGCUGGCGGCAUAUCCUCGGGCAGCGGCAGCUUCAAGGUUCUGCGCAGUCCGCGACGCAUCUGCGCCAAUGACAUUGCCAAGCUGCACGGCCGGUCCGACAGCACCACGGACGAGCUAACGAACGCCAGCAAUCGUGCCCACAUGGUGCGCCUCAGCUCCGUGGAUAUGCUGCUCGACCAGCCCGACUGUGCCCCGCCCCAGACGCCGCCAGUGAGUGGUGGCGGGGGCGGCAGCAUGGCCUCCAAUUUCAUGGCACAGCUGCUGCAGAGCGUCAACAAUAGCUCAGCGAAAAAGGGCUCCAACGGCGAUCCGCAGGACACAAAGGGGGGAUUCAUGACUCUGGCGCCCAAGCGACGCCUGCAGAAGGCUCUGGCAAAAAUGAAUCUCUUGAACAAGCAGCAGCAUCACGUGGGCAGCCUGAACGACUCUUCGGAUACGCUGCUGAACGAACCAGCCGCGCAGACUGGUCCCAAGGCCAAGAUAUCGUCCGCCAGCUCGGGCAGCAGCUCCACCCAGUCCUCGAUCAAUGGCUGUGUGGCCAGCAUCAGCAGCGGCAGGCUGUAUCAAUCGCAAUCGAAUCCGGACCUGACGAGCCUCAACUACGAUGGCGGCAGCGACGGUGCGGCCAUGCUGCAGGUCAACUAUCUGGGGGCACAUCUGCACCAUCGCCCCUCGGCAGCCUCAACGCUUACCACGACCUCCACGCAGUCGCAUAUGCUCCCCGACUACCCGGAGCACGUCCUGAAGGUCUACAAGGCGGAUCAGACAUGCAAGUACGUUCUCAUCUACAAGGAGACCACCGCCCAUGAGGUGGUGAUGCUGACACUCCAGGAGUUCGGCAUCCACGAUCCCAGCUCGAAUUUCUCGCUGUGCGAAGUGAGUGUGGGCGAGGGCGGAAUGGUAAAGCAGCGACGGCUGCCCGACCAGCUGCAGAAUCUCGCCGAAAGAAUCAGCUUUGCGGCACGCUACUAUCUGAAGCUAAACGACAGCACGGAGCCCCUGGUGCCCGACGAAUUGGCCCUGGAAUUGGUGCGGGAAUCAGGUGUGCAUUUCCUCCACCUGAAUGCCUACGAGUUGGCCAUCCAGCUGACGCUUCAGGACUUUGCCAACUUCCGCCAGAUCGAGUCCACCGAGUACGUGGAUGAACUCUUCGAGCUGCAGUCCAAGUAUGGCGUGCCGAUGCUCAGCAAAUUCUCAGAGCUGGUGAAUCGCGAGAUGUUCUGGGUUGUCAGCGAGAUCUGUGCCGAGCACAACAUCGUGCGGCGCAUGAAGAUCGUGAAGCAGUUCAUCAAAAUCGCGCGCCACUGCAAGGAGUGUCGGAACUUCAACUCCAUGUUCGCCAUCAUUUCGGGGCUGGGACAUGGCGCUGUAUCGCGGCUGCGGCUCACGUGGGAGAAGCUGCCCUCGAAGUACCAGCGGCUGUUCAAUGACCUGCAGGACCUCAUGGAUCCCUCGCGGAAUAUGAGCAAGUACCGGCAGCUGGUCUCCGCGGAGCUGCUGGCCCAGCAUCCCAUCAUCCCAUUCUACCCGAUUGUGAAGAAGGAUCUGACAUUUAUUCACCUGGGAAACGAUACGCGUGUCGACGGAUUGAUCAACUUUGAGAAGCUGCGAAUGCUGUCCAAGGAAGUGCGCCUGCUGACGCACAUGUGCAGCUCCCCCUACGAUCUGCUGGCCAUCCUGGAGCUCAAGGGGCAGUCCCCCUCGAAUGCCCUCUUCUCGCUCAAUCAGAUGUCCGCCUCGCAGAGCAACGCGGCCGCUGGCACAGUGAUAGCCGCCAACGCGGGCCAGGCGACGAUCAAGCGAAGGAAGAAGUCCACGGCGGCCCCCAAUCCCAAAAAGAUGUUCGAGGAGGCCCAAAUGGUGCGCCGUGUGAAGGCGUACCUCAACAGCCUGAAGAUACUCAGCGACGAGGACCUGCUGCACAAGUUCUCCUUGGAAUGCGAGCCCGCACAGGGCUCCACCUACUCGGGCAGCAUUUCCCAUGGCAACACCUCGCAUCGGAGUGGCGGGGGAGGCAGCUCCAGUGGCGGCGCCGGUGGCGUAAGCAUCGCUGGGAGUAUGGGGGCCGGCAGCUCUGGUCUGAAUGCCGGCGACCAGCUCAGCAUUUACUCGCACACCAGCUCCAGUUCGGCGCCCAACUCCUCGCUCUCCCUGCGGAAGCGCCACCCCAGUUCGCCCACCCUCUCCACCACCAGCUCGACGAGCUCCACCAGCGACAACCAGCGGCGCCAGCAGCUGCAGAACAACGGGCCCAAGUUCGGAACGGCCUCGCCGCAGGCCGUCAAAAAGAUGCUCUCGCUCUCGGAAUCAUCCAAGAUCCGGCCUCACCAGCCAUUCAUCCCGCGCCACAACUCAGCGCUUCCCGGAGUCAUCCCACCCCUCCAUCAUCUACAUGCGGCGCACGGCUUUGCGACGCCUGUGGCAGGGAGUACGGGCGUCGGAACGGGCUGCACAUCGCCAGCCACAGCUGCUGGAGUGGUCGCCGCCUCUCAGUGCACCCCGAGUCCUAGUCCCUGUUCACAUCGACGCCUGGCUUCGGCAGGUAACAUAAUGCUGCCCGUUCGGGCCAUACAUGAGCGUUCGCAUUCGGACACGCCAGCACCGCCACCGCCGCUACCAUCGGUGGAUCUAUCGCUGGAGAGCAGUAGUGUGACUACCUUUCGUGAUCUACCCUUGCGCAAAUCCGUGACUUCCGGUUCCAUAUCGUCAUGCGACAGCGGCUAUGUGCAUCAGCAGCAGCAGCAACAGCAGGUGCACCACCACCAACAGCAACAACAACAACAACAACAGCACCACUUACAAUACCAACAACAACAACCACAACACACCAACCAUGAGCCAUCGCCGCCGGUUUACACGGCAGCCGAUUGUCGUCUCUUACAGCAGAUAUCGAAUAAUGCGGUCACCCGCAAUCUGAACAGUCCCUGCCAGAGCACAAAUCACACACCACCCAGCACGCCCACACCACCACCACAACCGACACAGACACAAGCAACGUCUCAGGCAGCAAUUGCAGGCGCCACACCCACCAUACAGCUUUCCGCACCACCAACCGCUGCGGCCUACAUGCACAUGCGGAGUCAACAACAACAGCAGCAGCAGCAGCAACAGCAGCUCCAACAGCAACAAUCUUUGGCCAUGCCACCGCCACCACCACCGCCGUACAAUGUGCCACCGCUGGCCAGUCUAUACAAUCAUCAUCAUAGCAGUGCGGCGGCCAGUAGGCACCUCAACCACAUGCAUGGUGGCCCGCCAAAUUUUAUGGAUAGCACCAAGUGUACCAUAUGCCCCAUGCCACCCAUGAAUCAAUAAUGAAAUCAAAUCAAAUUGUGCUGUUUUAACUACUAAAAUGUUAAUUUAAUUAGUUCAUAUAGUAGAGUUGCCAAAAUUUGUUAAUGGUUGUGUGGUUUCCAUUUCGCCAGCAAAAAAAACCCAAGAAUGAAAGACAAACAGAGACCCCUUCUUCGGAGGAGGAGUAGCAUCCCAAAAGUGAGAGAGAGACGAGUAACUGGAAGCCAAUUGUGUCGCGUAUUUAAUUUAGAAUAUAGCUUAAGUGUCUUACAGUAUAAUUUUAGUUGCUCUAGUGGCUUACGAUUUAUAAUUUAAUUUAGCAAAAUUCUUUGUACACAAGGUCCCGCCCCAAACAAGCAAACAUUCACCGCCUCCGAGCGCUUAGUCGUUGCCUUUUCUUGUAGAAGAAAACGUCGUCUGCAGGCAGACCCCACCACCCAAGCAGAAACCCAAAAUCAAACUCUUUUGAAGACUUCAACGUCGGCAUUUACAGACAAAGCAAAGCAGAAUUUUCCGAAUGCCCAGCACAACACAACGAGGACGAUCCACACGCAAAUUAAAACAGAAAAAGAGGACGGUCUAGAGAGCACUUACUCAAACACACACACACACAGGGGCUCUCUCGUGAAUUCCAUUAAUGUAUACUUCUUUUUUAUGCUUAUGUACAAGUUAGUUAUACUAUAUACAUACUACUUAUAUACGAUAUACUAUAUACACGCUGAAAAACCUUCGCUCCAAUUCCAAAUAUUUAGUUUGUAAGCCCAAAAGUAAGAGACAAAGAGAGAGAGAGAAAAUGAUUUCGAAUAUUUUUCCAAUCAUUCGUUGUAUUUAUGCGUAUUUUUUUUUGCGAAGGUAGGAUACGGAUACGGAUACGAAAUGAAAGACAAAAUGCAAUACCGACCUAGACUCUAGCCCACACACAUGAAAAAUGAGAAAAUCAAAGUACAACUACACCCGAAAUACCAACCGGAAACAUAAGUUUAUAUAAAAGACAACAAAGAAACAUAAACAACCCUGAGACUUGAACGCAGCAUAACCGAAAUGUAAUCAUUUUUUGACUCCAAUAUAAAUCUACAAUACAAGUAUAUAUACUAUAUAUUUUUGGUGUGUGCAUGAUUGCCUGUUAUAUACAUAGAAUAUAUACAAUAUAUAUAUAUAUAUACAUAUAUACAAACCUAUAUACAAGAAAUCUCUAUACCAUAUUUAUGUAUACAAAAACACAACCUGAACAAAAACUAGCCUGAAUUCCAAUGCAAAAACCAAUUUAUGUUUUGCUAAAGACGAAAGAAAUUCGAAUCAGAAAUACUUUAAGAAAUGUUUACUUUUUUUAUACGAUGCACAUUUUGUUUUAUCUGAGGCUAUCUGAUGGAUAGCGAUCGUUCCGUUCUAAACCAUCCUGACUAUGGAGGCAGCCCAACGAUCGACAGACAUCUAAAUAUUAACAGAGUUGAAAUCCGAUCUAAAAGCAUUUAAAUUCCAGAGACAAACAAAUUUCCAGAGAAAAAAAUUAAGGAAAAAUCUCUUAAGCAAGCUCUUUUAGUCUAUUAAGUUCUAAGCGCCCCUCGGUCGCUUGGGCUGGCGGAGAGCUGAGGUUUUACCACUUGAUAGGUGGAUCUGUCUACUCUGAUUCACAAAUUUCGUAAAAUGUUUCGUAUAAACAAAGUAAAUAUUUAGCUAAAGACAGAAAUAUUAUAAUUGUAUACAUCGUGCUCUUUGUAUCUUUAAUUAAGUUUAAAUUUGAGUAUAGUCUUGUAUUCUUUGAGUAUCGGACAUAAAAACCAAUCUCCAAUUUGCUUGUUUAAGAACCUUACAAGAAGGUUAUCCAAACAAAACUCAAAUACUGUAAUAAAAAACCACAAAAAUCAAAACCAAA